UUGGACAGUGCGGUUCGUUCGUUUUUGGACUCGGGUUCGGGCGAGAUCUUGAGAAAAAGUGAAAAAAAAAACGCCGGAACUGCGGCCCAAACCAGUUUUGGCAAAGUGAACACAACAACAAUAGCAGCCAAAACGCAUGCAAGUGACGAAACGACCUUAAGCAAGGGAAAGAUAAAAUUAAAAAUAAAAUACUUGGCUUAAAAAUAAUAAAAUAUCUAAAGGAUUGAGAGAGUCGGUGACGCAGCCACUCGUAAAACAAAAAAAAAAAAACCCAAAAUGCUGUUGCGUUGCUUGAGGAGUGAAUAAGCUUUAUAGGAAAUCGGAGCCGGAGAUACCAGUAUCGAUCAAUUAAACAACAGGGUUUACGUGGCUAGGCAGCGAUCUGAGACACAAAAAGGCAGAAAUGACAUUGAGCAACAAAAGCGGUAGCAACAAUGUUCUUUGUCUGCGACUGCAACGGAUACUACACCUUUUCCUGAUUUUCCUCACCUGCUCCACCCUGCUCCCCUUUGCCUUGGCCGAGGGCGAGGAGGAGGAUGGUCCAUAUCGUGGGCAGUAUUUGGGCAAACUCAACUCCUACCAUCACCAAGUGUCCGGGGAUGUGUACGCCGUCAACGAGUACACCUUCCUGAUUGUGGGCUUUAACUAUGACGGUAACGGGGCGGACACGUUCUUCUGGUCGGGAGCCAGCAACCGGCCAGGGCCGCAGGGCUUCAUUGUCCCGGAUGAACAUGGCAGAACCAACAUCCUGGAUCGCUACCACAACAAGGACUUCACCUUAACGCUGCCAGACCGGAAGAAGAUAACCGAAAUCAAGUGGCUGGCCGUCUACGAUCUCAGCAGCCAGAACAACUUUGGGGAUGUGUACAUUCCCGAGGAGUUUGAGCCGCCCAAGACCCAGGUGGGCGGAACCUUCUCCCGCCGCAGUCACAAUGUGAGCAGCAGCAGCAUCGAGAUCCUGGACUCGAAGACCAUUCGGAUCAAGGACUUCACCUACGAUGGGCUCGGCAAGAGGACCUUCUUCUGGACCGGAGUGGGAGCGCAGCCGUCGAGUCGGGGCAGUAAGCUGCCGGAUGAAAGGGGAUACCUGGAUCCCAUUCGCCAGUACAACAAGGAGACCAUUGAGCUGGAGCUGCCGGGUGACAAAACCAUCUUCGACAUUGACUGGAUCAGUGUUUAUGAUGUGGCGGACAGUGAGAACUAUGGCCAUGUGCUGAUCAACGAGCGCUUGAAUGUCCCACCUUCUCUGGUCAAGAUUACGCCCUUCGAGUUCUCAUUGCCCAACUGCCGGCAGCUGCACAAGGAUCUGCAGGUGUCCUGGGAGGUGUUUGGGCCGCAGAUCACAUUCCAGCUAUCCGGACAGGUGGCGGCCAACGAUUACAUGUCCUUUGGCAUAUCCGGAUCGGAUACAUCCAGCCAAAUGAUCGGCUCGGAUGUGGUGGUUGCCUAUAUAGACGAAAUCCGAGGCUACACCAUCGACUAUAAUAUCACCUCGUUGGCCCCCUGUGUUCAGGUUUUGGGCCAGAACAAGGGUGUUUGCCGGGAUGAUGUAGUUGGAGGGUUGGACAGCUUCCAGCUGAACACCUACAGCCGCAAGGAUGGUAUCAACACUAUCAGCUUCAGGAGAACCCUAAAGUCAUCUGACGAUGGCGACAAGGAGAUCUUCCUGGACCGCAGCAACUAUGUCGUGUGGGCCUUUGGCCAAUUGGACUCCAACAAUGAGCCAGCAUUCCACACUCACUAUCCCAAAAGUGAUAUAUUAAUCGAUUUCAAUACCACGGAGCCCGUUAACGAUUGCUUUGCCUUCACCAAAAGCGUAGAGAUGCCUCCACCAUUGUGGGAGCGCACCAGGAUCACUGAUGCAACGGUUCGUACCUUCAACGCCUACUUGGGACCCUCAGGAGGCUUGCGGGGCUAUCAAGGACUGACUGGCCAUGUCUCCAGUGGCCUGGCCUGGUACAUCAAUGGCUAUAUGAUACCGGAACUGUACCUUAAGAGGGGUCUGACAUACACGUUUAAGGUCAGAGGCGGCAACAAUCCCCACUCCCCGGAGCACUAUCAUCCCCUGGUGAUCACCGACGAUCCUCAAGGCGGCUACGAUCGCUUGUCGGACGCCAAGCAGAGCGAGGUUCGUGUUCUGGCCGGAGUGGAGUUCACCAGGCGGGGAAGACCCAAGCCCACGGCAGCCGGGCCCCUUUGCCUCUCCAGAUAUCCCCCGAAAUACGAUCGCCGGUUGGACGACAACUUCGCCACCUUCAAGAAGUUCAAUCGGUCGCUGAUCACCGAGUGCGUGGACGAGCCCCCUGCCCUGCUGGAAAUCACGCCAAACAUAACCUGGCCGGAUACUGUCUACUACAAUUCCUUCACCCACGGGAACAUGGGCUGGAAGAUCCACAUCGUGGACAGUUACAAUAACCUGAGGAGUGUGGCAUCAUCCGCCACAUCCCUGUCCUUGUCCAUUGUCCUGCUGGCCUUGUGCUCCCUACUCCAGUACUGACUGUUUGCAUAGUUAGGUUCUACUCUUAAUCACAUAUUUAGUGUCGUAGUCUAUAUUAAGCAGUCACAAUAUAUGAUGCUCAGAUGUGUAUAUUAUUAUUAAAGAAUGUAUUUAUUUUAAAAGCAAAAUAAUACGA
Messenger RNA from Drosophila bipectinata, 2633 nucleotides. It is a transcript of the gene knk, whose product is annotated as protein Skeletor knk. The record is from RefSeq and is a predicted model, not a curated record. NCBI's taxonomy places the organism in Eukaryota, Metazoa, Arthropoda, Insecta, Diptera, Drosophilidae.